AUGGCUGGAAAUAAAUCCGGACGACGAAGCAAAGUCGGUGAACGAUAUUUUGAGGAAUUUCGAACUCUCUUCUGGGAGAGACCACAAACGACAUUUGACUUGGUGCAUAAUGCAAACAUUGCCACAAGACAUGCUCAAGAAAGACGCCGUAACCGUACCCCACCUCCAACUUAUGAGGAAGUGUCAUCAAUGCUGAGUUAUCGCGAAUCUCCAGCUAGCCAAAGGGACCGAUCAGCAUCUCCCACUCGCAGAGUUCCUAGUAGAAGAGGCGAAGUUAGCAAUCUCGAUAAUAUAAAUAAUAUAAACAUUGCAGAUGAGGCACGAAGUGGCAUUUCUCCCGAAAUAAAUCAAGGCCAUAGCAAUUCCCGUGAUUUGUCAUCCAAUUUGCCAAAUAUACCCUUAUCACGUAACGAAAGUGAUAUUAGUAUGCAGGAUGUGGGUGGUAGUCAACCAGUCUCUUAUAUGGAAUCUAUAAACGAGGAAAAAAGAUAA
Diversispora eburnea is the source of this 492-nucleotide messenger RNA. Lineage: Eukaryota; Fungi; Glomeromycota; Glomeromycetes; Diversisporales; Diversisporaceae. The record is from the annotation of a GenBank genome assembly.